This is a messenger RNA of Zeugodacus cucurbitae (melon fly), 3920 nucleotides long. It is a transcript of the gene LeuRS, whose product is annotated as leucine--tRNA ligase, cytoplasmic. Gene Ontology annotation, molecular function: ATP binding; leucine-tRNA ligase activity; aminoacyl-tRNA deacylase activity. The coding region runs from base 153 to 3701 and encodes 1182 amino acids. The record is from RefSeq and is a predicted model, not a curated record. Gene Ontology annotation, biological process: leucyl-tRNA aminoacylation. NCBI's taxonomy places the organism in Eukaryota, Metazoa, Arthropoda, Insecta, Diptera, Tephritidae. The transcript is spliced from 6 exons.
UGUGUCCUAUACUGGCUGUCAAAAUAAAAUUUUUUGCACCAACUGCUGCCGGGAACACGUUGCAGUUUUGUUUCAAUUACAGUUUUUGUUUCUUAAUCGGGCAUUUGAUAAUAUUUAUUGUAUUUCAAUAAACAAAAAAGUGCGUGAUAAUCAUGGCAAAUGUCGAAAGAAAGGGCACCUUUAAAGUGGAAUAUCUCCAGCAAAUCGAGCGCGACAUGCAACAGCGUUGGGAAAAUGAGCAUGUGCAUGAAACGGAUGCGCCAGCAGAGCCACGCCAAAGUUUGGAUGAGAAAUUUUUCGUCACAUUUCCUUUCCCCUAUAUGAAUGGACGUCUACAUUUGGGUCACACAUUUUCGCUUUCUAAAGCUGAAUUUGCUGUACGUUAUCAACGGCUUAAAGGAAAACGUGUGCUAUGGCCAUUUGGCUUUCACUGUACUGGCAUGCCAAUCAAAGCGUGUGCGGAUAAGUUGAAACGUGAAAUGGAAGAUUUUGGUUAUCCACCAAAGUUUCCAGUCGAUGACGCACCCGUCGAAGUAGAGGAACCGAAACAAGGUGAUGUACCCAAAGAUAAAUCCAAGGGUAAGAAGAGCAAAGCUGUGGCCAAAACAGCAGCUGCCAAAUAUCAAUGGCAGAUCAUGCAGAGUCUGCGUUUGACGGACGAAGAAAUUAAAAGUUUUGCGGAUACCGAACAUUGGUUAAACUAUUUUCCACCAUUGGCUAUUAAAGAUCUCAAAAACUUGGGUGUACAUGUGGACUUUAGGCGUACUUUCAUCACAACCGAUGCAAAUCCCUACUUCGAUUCGUUUGUGCGCUGGCAGUUCUUGCAUUUGAAAAAUCGCGGCAAAAUUAUGUAUGGCAAACGCUACACAAUCUACUCGCCCAAAGAUGGUCAACCCUGCAUGGAUCACGAUCGCUCAAGUGGCGAAGGUGUCGGACCGCAAGAGUAUACUUUAAUCAAGAUGAAGGUGCUUGAAAAGCCGGCAAAACUUAGUGCUGUUACUGAGCCUAUCUAUAUGGUGGCUGCCACACUCCGUCCCGAAACUAUGUAUGGCCAAACCAAUUGCUGGCUGCAUCCGGACAUCAAGUACAUUGCUUGGCAAGUGCCACGCACAAAUGAAGUGUGGAUUAGCACACGUCGUGCUGCUCGCAAUAUGGCUUACCAAGGCUUCACCGCCGAAGAGGGUAAAGUUGUAGAGAUUGCUGAGUUGACUGGACAGGAUUUGCUGGGCACACCACUGUCUGCACCAAUGACAUCACACAAGAUCAUCUAUACACUGCCAAUGUUGUCGAUUAAAGAGGACAAGGGCACAGGCGUGGUAACAUCCGUGCCAUCCGAUUCUCCUGACGAUUAUGCUGCUUUGGUAGACUUGCAGAAAAAGGAGGCUUUCCGCCAAAAGUAUGGUAUUACCGAUGAGAUGGUGCUACCUUAUGCGCCAGUACCCAUCAUUGAGGUACCCAGUUUGGGUAAAACUUGCGCUGUCUACGCUUACGAGAAAUUGAAGAUACAAUCGCAAAACGACAAAGACAAGUUGGCUGAGGCGAAAGAGCUUUGUUACUUGAAAGGUUUCUAUGAUGGCGUGCUUUUGGUUGGCGAGUUCGCCGGACGCAAGGUGCAAGAUAUUAAGAAGGAUUUGCAGAAGAAACUUGUGGCCGCUAAUGAAGCAGAAAUCUACUACGAACCAGAGAAGACCAUUAUUUCACGUUCCGGCGAUCAGUGUGUGGUCGCGUUGUGCAAUCAAUGGUAUUUGAACUACGGUGAACCCGAAUGGCAGGCACAAGCCAAGAAAAAUCUCAGCAAAAUGGAAUGUUACCACGAAGAGGCGCGCAACAACUUCGAAGCCUGUCUGAAUUGGUUGCACGAAUACGCCUGCUCGCGAACAUAUGGCUUGGGCACCAAGUUGCCCUGGGAUCAACAAUGGCUUAUUGAAUCACUGUCAGACUCCACCAUUUAUAUGGCAUUCUACACUGUGGUGCAUCUGCUGCAAGGCGGUUCGUUUAGAGGCGAGAAGCCCAGUCCUUUAGGCAUCACUGCAAAGGAUAUGACACCAGAAGUUUGGGAUUACAUAUUCUUCAAAGAGACACCUUACAGCGCUAAGCUGCCCGUGAAGAAGGAGUCGCUCGAAAUUUUGCGUCGUGAAUUCGAGUACUGGUACCCGAUGGACUUGCGUGUGAGUGGCAAAGAUUUGAUUAACAACCAUUUGACAUUCAUGUUGUACAACCACACCGCCAUUUGGCCCAAUGACGAAGGCAAAUGGCCGCUGGGCGCACGUGUCAACGGUCAUCUGUUGCUCAAUUCGGCUAAAAUGUCGAAAUCCGAUGGCAAUUUCCUCACACUCUACGAAGCUGUGGAGAAAUUCUCAGCCGACGGCACGCGUCUCUGCCUGGCUGACUCUGGCGACAGUAUUGAGGAUGCCAACUUCGUUGUGAGCACCGCUGAUGCUGGCAUACUGCGUCUGUACACAUUCAUUGAGUGGGUGAAGGAGAUGUCGGCUUCGCGUACGCUACUCCGCAAGGGCGCGGCCGACACCUUCAACGACAAAGUAUUCAUCAGCGAAAUGAAUUUGAAGACGCGCGAAACCGAUGAGAAUUAUCGCAAAAUGUUGUUCAAGGAAGCCUUGCGCUCCGGUUUCUAUGAGCUGCAGUUGGCGCGUGACAAAUAUCGUGAGCUGUGCGGUGCGCAGGGCAUGCACGAAGACUUGGUCUUCGAGUUCAUACGUCAUCAAGCGCUGCUGGUGGCGCCCAUAUGUCCACACGUCGCCGACUAUGUAUGGGGGUUGCUGGGCAACAAAGAGUCCAUAGUGCAUGCGCGUUGGCCGGAAGUGGGCGCCAUCAAUGAGAUCGAAAUCAAAUGCUCGGAAUAUCUCAUGGAAGCGGCGCAUACGUUCCGUCUGAAUUUGAAGAAUCUGCUGCAAGUCAAGGGCAAGGGUGGCAAGGAGAAGGCGGUGGAUCCGACAAGCGCGAAACCGAAUAGUGCUUUGAUCUGGGUCGCCAAGACAUACCCGCCAUGGCAGUGCUGUGUGCUCGACACGCUGCGUGAGCUGUACACGAAAGAUGGCAAGUUCCCGGAAAAUAAAGUCAUCGCGUCGACGCUGCAACAGAAGGAGCAGCUGAAGAAAUUCAUGAAGCGCGUCAUGCCGUUCGCACAAAUGAUACGCGAGAAGGUGGAGGGUGGUAAGGGCGUAGAAGCGCUCGCCAUCAAUUUGGAGUUCGACGAGCGUCAGGUGCUGCUCAGCAAUCUCGACUAUCUGCGUAAUACCUUGGAUGUGGAUAACAUUGAGGUGAAAUACACAGAUGCACCCGAAGCGCCCGAAAAGACACGUGAAGAGGUGCGUCCUGGCUCACCAUUCAUUGCUUUCAUCAUAGCGCCUAAUGUAGCGGUGGAGUUGGUCAAUCCGAUUGAGCGUUCCGGUCUGUUGCAAGUGAACACCGUUGUUAGUGAGGGCGAGACAGUCAAGCAACUGACGGAGAAGCUGGCCAAGCUCAUAAGCUUCAAAGCUGAUUUGUCUACCCUGAAACUCUGGCGCUAUAAUGAUCCCAUACUCGGACCACGUCAAAUGCCAGAAUUCCAGGAUUAUAAAAAGGGCAAGUCGCCGCUCACCGAUGGCACAUUCGUGCUGGAUGUGGAGAAGAAGCAGGUUUCCUUGAAAGUAGGCGACAAAGUUGUCGAAGUUGGUCGCAACUUUAUCUAUGUCGUGGAUUGAAACUGUUGAUCGUUACAACAACAACACAAAGCAAACAUCAUUAAAUUAUUUAAUGUACGACUACUUUAAUUUAUAUAAUUUAUAUGCUUAUGUAAUUAUUUUAAAGCCUUGAAUUUGUUUUUUUUUUGCGGUGCGCUUAACAUUUUAUGAAGAUGAUAGUGCGGAGUAGGUUUUUGAAUUUGAAGCAAAUAAACAGCUGUUACAGCUAGAAAACCGAAA